AUGGAGAAUAUCAACGUGGAGAAUAUCAACACUGCGACUCAGCUGGACGUCCAGCAGAGGGAAAUUCUGGCCCUGGUGCUCAACUUAAUCGUCACGUUAUGCACCGAGUCUAUAGGCCUCGUACAUAGCAUCUCAUUGCGCUCUGCGCUAGCCUCAGAGUCUCGGCUUCGUUUCAACACCAAUCUGCGCCUUCUGACCGCAGCUCAUGGAUGGUAUAACCCUAACGGCGCCCUGCUGAAUGGUGUCUCAGCUAUCCUCCUCAUUAUAUCCUAUAGCUCGGCCUCACUCAUCGUAUGUUUCGACAACCAAACACUGUUGGCACCCACGUGGGCCAUGGCAUAUGAUGAGGGUAUUGCCAUCGCAGGGUUACCUCUCCUCGUUUUGGGCAUCACACUCCUCCUCCAGGUGAUGAUUGCAUUGUCAGGGAUGCGGGCUGUAAAAAUAUUGACGUGGAGUUCCUCACCUUUCGACUUAACCGCUGCACUGGUCCACCACACGCAAUUGACCCCUGCUACUUUGUGGUGCAUGCGUUGUGUGUCUGACCUAGACACAGAUGAAGGUCCAGCAAAGCCACUCAAAAUACAACCCUCUGCGUGGCAUGCUCACCCUAGCAUCCGGAAAGUUGUCAUUUUUCUUUGGGUGAUCGUUGCAGCAUGCGCUGGAUGGGCCGCACUUGUCAUGUAUAUCUGGCACAAGUUUUUCAGCCAGGGUAUGAUGUCCGCCGUUGCGCUGACCCCACAAACGUGGUCGUUCAUCCCCAAUUUGCUGAACGAGAAUUUCAAUUACAUCGCGUAUUUUAUACCGGGUGUCAAUUUUCAGGUGUGGAUUCUGGUCUUUGUCAACAUGGCAGUUGCCCAGGGACCAUUGACGCUGGGGCUGCAUUGUUCGGAGCUCAUCGCAAAUGUCAUUCGAGACGAAAGACAGUGGAGAUGCGCUACAAGCAGGAAAGGACUUAGCACGGCGACAAACCCGGUGAAGACGAUUUUCACUCAUCCGAUCUGUCUCAUACUUUUCGUCGCGAAGCCUUUCCUACACUGGAUGUUCGGGCUUUCAUUCACCAUAUAUAACUCUGCAACUGACGGGGAACUAGAUGGGUCGUUUGUGGACAUGUUCACAGCCCAGAUCUGGAACUUGUGCAUAGCGCUGUUUAUAUUUGCCUGUUUCUUCACUUUUGUCGCACUGCGCCAACCGCGUGGCCCCCAGCCGGCUGCAUACGGCCACCUCCAGACGCUCGCAAACCUCGUGGACGAGUGGUCGCCUGUGAUGUGGUGGGGACACAAGGAAGACGGAAUCCCGUACUGUCAUGCUGGGACGAGCGAUCACCUGCUGCCGGAUGUGAAGAUGGACUGCGUUUAUGCUGGUUCCGGUGCUGGGUCUCUGGUACUCUCGUGA
This is a messenger RNA of Suillus subalutaceus, 1392 nucleotides long. RefSeq lists its product as uncharacterized. Bases 1 to 1392 code for a protein of 463 amino acids. The transcript has 4 exons. NCBI's taxonomy places the organism in Eukaryota, Fungi, Basidiomycota, Agaricomycetes, Boletales, Suillaceae. The record is from RefSeq and is a predicted model, not a curated record.